GGAUCUCUCUUUCGCUGACACCCACACCCACAUCCACAUCCACACCCACCCAUCCUAAUAUUUUUUAUGUUUUCAGAUGAUAUCAAGCAAUAAUUACGAAUACAUCGAAAGAGAUUACAUUGUUAAAGAUCUCAUAUGCGAUCUUUGCAAAGAUCCUCUUCUUGAUCCUUACAUGACUUCAUGUUUCCAUACAUUUUGUUACCAAUGCAUUAAACAAUAUGUCGAAAGCAAUUCAUCCUGUCCUAAAGAAGGUUGUGGAAAAGAAUUGGGUACUAAAGAUUUGAAACCACACGAACCUGGCAUUAUUGUCUCAAUGCUCAAUACACUUAAAAUCAGAUGUAAACUUUGCGGAAAAUCACCUCUACACAGAGGUGACUUCGAUAAACACAUCAAUGAAGAUUGUACUAAAGUCGGCGACAAAUGCACGACAGCAAAAUUUAGAUGUCCGGGGUCGGAACAGAGAGAUAAACUCAAUGAUCGUUUGAAAGCUUACCUAGAUGAACAGUUGAGAUCAAUAUUCGACAAUUUAUUCAUCAAUACCCAGAAUCAGAGCUCAUACAUCAAACAACUUGAAGAGAGCGAGAAAGAGCUAAAGAUUCAACUAGAUCAGCAGAAAAUUCAACUAGAACAGCAGAAUAUUGAACUAAAACAGCAGAAAGUUCAACUAGAGUGGCAGAAGACUCAGUUAGAGCAGCAGAUGACUGAAUUAUAUCAGCAGAAAACUCGAAUGGAGCAGCAGAAGAUUCAACUAGAGCAGGAGAGAGCUCAACUAGAGUGGCAGAAAACUCAAUUAGAACAACAAAAACACCAGUUGAAACAUCAAGAAACUCAACAAAAGCAGCGGAAGACUCAACUAGAACAGCUGAAAACUCAAUUAGAUCAGCAGAAAAUUGAUUUUGGAAAUCAGAUGAACCAACAGAAGGUUCAGUUAGAAAAUCAAAUGAAAUAGCUGAUAGUUCAAUUAGAAAACCCAAUGGAUGGGCAGAAAGUUGAAUUAGAAAAUUGCAUGGGUAAGUAGGAGGAUGAAAUAGAAGAAUAACUUAAGAGAUUGAUGAGCAAAGUGAAACUGCUUUGUAAGUAGACGGAUUCAUUCAAACAAAAUCGUGUUACCACAGAACGGAUGAAAUCCUUUAUCAGGAUGUAGGUGUGGGAAAACAAAACACCCACACCGGAAGUUCGGCUUACAGUUUUUGUUGGACAAUGACAAAUAAUUCAAUUUUGACCGUGAAAAAAGAAAAUUUUAGUCAAACAUUUACAGAAACAGAUAUUCAUCCGAUUAUAUGCAGAGUAAAACUUUAAAGAACCUAUUGUCACAUGGUGAAUGGAAUAGUCAAGGUUAUUGAAUUAUAUAAGAGAUAUUUACGAAAAUUUUUUCGUCAGACUUUUGGAACACUCUAUAUGGCUUCAAUUUGAAAAUCACGGUUCAUUAUAUCUCACAUGAACUUUGUUUAUUUUAGCUUAAUAUUUAUACUCCUCAUCCGACUAUAAUGUCAUUUAAGUAAAUAUAUAUAUCUAUUGGCAAUCAUAAAAGAAGAGGCAGAUUUGCAUAAGUAUAAAGCUAUAGAGAUCCUAGAGCACUGUUUACUAAUGUGAUGCUCAUUAUCAAAAUUGAAAUUCUAAAUUGUAAGUUGAUUUUCUGUUUUCGAUUUCUACUAGAAACCCUAGAAAUUAAGAUUCCUCUUAUAGAACAUUUUGAAACAAAGUGUCUUAAUUUUUCUCACAGCAAAUUCAAGGUGUGCUGCAGUUGGGAUUGAUUUGGGUACAGUGUAUUCACGUGUUGCUGUCUUUCAACAAGGAACAGUUAAAAUCAUUCCUAAUGAGCACGGAAAUCUUUCAACGCCAUCUUAUGUUGCAUUUAAUUAUAAUGAAGUUUUAAUUGGUGAUGAAGCUAAAAAUCAAAUAGCCAGAAAUCCAAUUAACACAGUAUUUGAUUUUAAACAUCAUAUUGGACAUGAAUAUGAUGAUUCUACAGCUCAGACUGAUAUGAAAUAUUGGCCAUUUAAAGUAAUUAACGAAGGUGGAAAACCUAAAAUUCUGGUUGAAUACAAAAAGCAAGUACAAUGCUUUACGCCUGAAGAAAUCUUUUCAAUGCUAUUAACAAAAAUGAAAGAAAUAGCAGAGACUUAUUUUGGUAAAAAAGUAACCGAAGCUGUUAUAAGUGUUCCAUCUUAUUUUAAUUAUUUUCAACGACUAGCGGUACGACGUGCUAGUGUUAUUGCUGGUUUUAAUAUAUUACGUGUUAUUAAUGAACCAUCAGCAGCUGCUAUUGCUUAUGGUUUCGAUAAACGGGUGUCAGCUGAACGAAAUCUUCUAAUUUAUGAUUUGGGUGGUGGCUACUGUAAUGUAUCCAUUAUGAAAAUAGAAGAUGGUAUUUACGAAGUCAAAUCAACAUCUAGUAAUUUACAUUUUGGUGGUGAAGACUUUGAUAAUCGAAUGGUUGCAUAUUUUAUCCAAGAAUUUUACCGUAAAUAUAGUAAAGAUUUACAGGAAAAUCAACGUAGUGUUCAGCGAUUACGUAUUGCAUGUGAAAGCACCAAACGCAUGUUAUCAUCAGCAUCAAAAGCAUCAAUCGAACUUGAUUCAUUAUACGAAGGCAUCGACUUUUAUUCCGCAAUAACUCGUGAAUGUUUCGAAAAACUUAAUGAUGAUUUAUUCCGUUCAACACUUGAACUUGUUGAAAAAGCUUUACGUGAUGCUAAAAUAGAUAAAGCAAGUAUUCAUGAAAUUGUACUUGUCGGAGGCUCAACACGUAUACCAAAACUACAAAAACUUUUACAAGAUUUCUUUAAUGGUAAAGAACUUAGUAAAUCAAUCAAUCCAGAUGAGGCUGUUGCAUACGGUGCUGCUGUUCAAGCUGCCAUAUUAACGGGUGAUCAAUCUGAAUGCCUUAAAGAUUUACUUCUACUUGAUGUUGCACCACUUUCAUUGGGUGUUGAAACUGCUGGCGGUGUUAUGACAGCCUUGAUCAAACGUAAUACAACAAUCCCAACAACACAAACACAAAUGUUUACAACCUACUCUGAUAAUCAACCAAGUGUAUUGAUUAAAGUUUAUGAAGGUGAACGUUCAAUGACGAGAGAUAAUCAUUUAUUAGGUAAAUUUCAAUUAUCUGGUAUUUCGCCUGCACCUCGAGGUAUUCCACAAAUUGAAGUUACAUUUGAUAUCGACCUCGAUGGUAUCCUAAAUGUAUCGGCCCUGGAUAAAAGUUCCGGAAGAGAAAAUAAAAUUACAAUUACAAAUGCUACAGAAUUGUUAUCGGAGGACAUAUCUGUAUCAUCUAUGGUUCCAUAUAGAGCACAAUAUUAG
Messenger RNA from Rotaria sp. Silwood1, 3306 nucleotides. The record is from the annotation of a GenBank genome assembly. NCBI's taxonomy places the organism in Eukaryota, Metazoa, Rotifera, Eurotatoria, Philodinida, Philodinidae.